AGGAGCCUCAUGGGGAGGAGGGUGCUGCUCAGGAUUGAGGGACAAAUCUCUCACAGGGACUCUCUUCCAGGGCUGAGUGUGGACCCCAGGACCCCAGUGCAAGCAGGGACCUUCCCCAAACCCACCCUCUGGGCUGAGCCAGCCCAUGUGAUCCCCCUGGGAAGGCCUCUGACUAUCUGCUGUCAGGGGACCCCAGAAGCUGAGGAGUACCGUCUGGAUAAAGAGGGAAGCCCAGCACCAUGGAAAAGAGAGAAGCGACUAAAGCCUGGGGACAAGGUGAUGUUCUCCAUCCCACACAUGACAGAGCUUAAUGUUGGGAUAUUUCGCUGUUACUCUCUCAGCCCUGAUGGCUGGUCAGAGCCCAGUGACCCCCUGGAGCUGGUGGUGACAGGAUCCUACAGCGAACCCAGCCUCUCAGCCCUGCCCAGCCCUGUCGUGACUUCAGGAGGGAAGGUGACCCUCCAGUGUGGCUCAGGGCAGGGAUUUGACAGGUUCAUUCUGACUAAGGAAGGAGAUCACAGGCUCUCCUGGACCCUGGACUCACAGCCACAGCCUAGGGGGCAGUUCCAGGCCCUGUUCCCUGUGGGCCCCGUGACCCCCAGCGAUAAAGGGCCAUUCAGAUGCUAUGGCUGUUACCGGAACAGCCCCCAGGUGUGGUCGCACCCCAGUGAUGCCCUGGAGCUCCUGGUCUCAGGAGCAGCCGACGCCAUCAUCCCAUCACAGAACAACUCAGACCCCAAGAGUGCCUCCAAGGCCCAAGACUACACCGUGGAGAAUUCCAUCCGGUUGAGUGUGGCUGGAUUGGUUCUGGGGGUGCUCGGGGUGCUGCUAGUGCUGCUAUUUUGGUCUCGAAACAGCCAGAAACAGACCCAGGAUGCAGCCAGGACGUGAUCACAGAGGGAACAAUGCCCUGUUCAGAGGGGAAGCCUUGGGAAUGAAUCUCAUGUGCCCAGAAGGUUCUGGAAGAUAACAUAGGACAUAUGCUGAGGGACCUGUCUGAGGCUCCUUGCAGAUGGAGGAGUCAUCGCUCAUGUACAGGGACAAGGGCUGGACCUUCUGCCCUUGGACUGUGUCCCUUUCUGUCCCGACCACUGUCUCCUCAUCCUUAUAGAUUUCCCCCCUCUGGUCCCUUCCCCUUUGCCCUUUAAUAUAAUAAUUUGGGUGUUUAUAAAAUUCUUCACUAACAAUUUACCCCUUCAGUAUACUUUUACCAUAUCCAUUGGCCUUUUUUUAAUUGUAAGGGAGAGCUGGUGUACAAUAAAGUCAGUUCUCAUCUGUUUCCU
Messenger RNA from Myotis davidii, 1283 nucleotides. RefSeq names its product leukocyte immunoglobulin-like receptor subfamily A member 5. NCBI's taxonomy places the organism in Eukaryota, Metazoa, Chordata, Mammalia, Chiroptera, Vespertilionidae. The record is from RefSeq and is a predicted model, not a curated record. Gene Ontology annotation, biological process: cytokine-mediated signaling pathway. Gene Ontology annotation, molecular function: inhibitory MHC class I receptor activity.